This is a messenger RNA of Antechinus flavipes (yellow-footed antechinus), 960 nucleotides long. Its product is annotated as olfactory receptor 11H6-like. Lineage: Eukaryota; Metazoa; Chordata; Mammalia; Dasyuromorphia; Dasyuridae. Gene Ontology annotation, molecular function: G protein-coupled receptor activity; olfactory receptor activity. Bases 1 to 960 code for a protein of 319 amino acids. Gene Ontology annotation, biological process: G protein-coupled receptor signaling pathway. The record is from RefSeq and is a predicted model, not a curated record. Gene Ontology annotation, cellular component: membrane. The transcript has 2 exons.
AUGAAAAUCAUAUCAACUGAGCCGUCAAUCACACACACUGUGACUGAGUUUGUCCUCCUGGGUUUUUCUGGUCACAGGGAAAUGCAAAAUCUCCUCUUCUCCUUGAUCUUAGUGGUUUACAUCCUGACUUUGUUGGGAAAUGGAGCCAUUGUCUCUGCAGUGAAAUGGGACAAGCAACUCCACACACCCAUGUACAUCCUCUUGGGGAACUUUGCUUUCCUUGAAAUAUGGUAUGUUUCUUCUACUGUUCCCAACAUGUUGGCCAACUUUCUAUCUGAGACCAAGACCAUCUCUUUCUAUGGAUGCUUCUUCCAGUUCUACUUCUUUUUCUCCUUGGGUACUACUGAGUGUUUCUUCCUAUCAGUCAUGGCAUAUGAUCGGUACCUAGCCAUCUGCAGACCACUACACUACCCCAUCAUCAUGACAGGGAAAUUCUGUAUCACCCUGAUAGCUGCCUGUUGGGUGAGUGGAUUUCUUUGUUAUCCAGUUCCCAUUAUCCUUAUAUCUCAGCUGCCUUUCUGUGGCCCUAACAUCAUCGAUCACUUUGUCUGUGACCCAGGCCCAUUAUUUGCACUCACCUGUGUCCCUGCUCCUAUUAUUAAGCUCAUCUGCUACACUUUUAACUCCAUGAUUAUUUUUGGACCCUUCCUCUCCAUCCUUGGAUCCUACACCCUGGUCCUCCGAGCUGUGCUACGUGUUCCCUCUGGUGCUGGACGACGUAAAGCCUUCUCCACAUGUGGAUCCCACCUGGUGGUCAUGUCUCUGUUCUAUGGCACUCUCAUGGUAAUGUAUGUAAGCCCAACAUCUGGAAAUCCAGCUGGAAUGCAGAAGAUUGUCACACUGGUGUACUCAGUAAUAACUCCACUGUUAAACCCUCUAAUCUACAGUCUACGCAACAAGGACAUGAAAAAUGCCCUGAGGAAAGUCCUAGAAAGAUUGAAAAUUAACCAGAUUUCAUGA